AGGUGUGAGCCACCGCACCCGGCCUCAUUGGACAUUUUGAACAAUAAGCCUGGAAUCAUACAACCUUACUUAGGACUUUAAAGCAUUAGGGACUUUAGGGAUUAUAUAGCAAAUUCUUCAUUUUACAGAUGAGAAAACUGUGAUUUACAUGGGGACAGUAUGCACUGGCCAUUCUUAACAGCCUUUUUCUCAGUGUCUUUGAUAGCAUUUCUCAUUCUAUUUCCUCAAAUUUAAAAAAUGAAAUAUAGAGGUGUGAUUUUUCCUGUCUGUUAAAAGGUUUUAAAAGGCACUGUUUCAUACUUAGUUUGGUCAGAAAAGCAGAAAACACUUUAGGAGUUUGAAGUAGGAGGGAUUUAAUUUCAGGAAUAAAAUGCUCACAAAACUAAUGGAAGUUCUGGGGAAACAGAAUUCAGAAAAGACCGUUGUUAACUUACAGGCUCCCCACUCUCUUUGACGAGUCAAGGAGCUCCAAAGCACUGAUUAAAGAAAUGAGCUCCAAUAAGGAGGUGGCUGAAUUCCAGAAAAAUAACUCAGAAGCCACAAUAGAAUCUCACAUUUGGUGGAGCCUACGUAUUUAUUUACCUGCAGUUACUGGAGGAAUGGUAAAGCUCCUGCCUUUCUUCCACCUUCCAAAUUUUACGUGAGUGCUUCUAAAUGGCAGAUUCUGUGCUGGAAAGGAAACUUACUUUUAAAUGUAUUAGCAUCUUGUUUAUUUAUCUCAAUGAUUUAGUGCCUUUCAAUUUAAGGGCAAAUAUUCCUACACAUGUCAAUAGCUCACAAAUUAUCUAUCUGCUCCAACACUAAACAGUAACUGAUGUUUAUAAUAAUAGAAUUGUUAGUGCUGGAAGAGACUAGCGAUAAACUGGACUUCAUCUUCUCAUUUAAAAGACUAAAGUCACACAGCAAUGGUGUUGAAGAGCCAACCGUUUUGACCUACCUCCAUGGCUCAGAUGGAGUGUUUUCAUGUUAUACUUGUCCCUGAAUUUGCCUACUGCUUUAUUCUUACAUUCAAGUGAAUUUUAUAACUUUCUGAUUUAAUAUGGAUUUAAAUGAUCAAAUUAUUUAGCGCUAAGACCAUGGUUGAGCUUUAUAAGACACUUCAAAAAAUGGUACAUGAGACAUACACACAGAUACAAACUAAAAGGGAGUUUAGGUUGCUCAUUGCUCUUCCAAGGUGAAAUCACCAUUUUAUCUGGUGACUUACAAAUGAAAACUUUGACCAAUAAAUCUAUUUACUCAGAUCUCUCAAUGUUGUGAAUGAUUCUCCUGGUAGCCAGAUAUUGUAAGUCUAUCAUGACAUGAUUUUUUACUUCAUGUUGACCUGUUGUUUUAUAUGGAAGUUCCUGUGGCAUUAGAGUUUUCUUAAGUAUAAACCAUUCCAAAAUCAGAUGGUUAAUACACGUUGCUUUGUCCUCAGGCUCUCUAGUAUUCCUUUUGGGCUAUUGGUCUUUCAACAUUCAGUUAGGGGAUUAAAGUAAAUCAUUUAAUCCAUGCAGCAUGUCACUCAAUAGUAUACUUUUGGAAAUUGUUUCCACAGGAACACCAGCGAAAGCAGCCAGUCUGAGAUAUUGACACUAUAGAAAAAACUGACAGCUUACUCCUUGUAUUGAUUCUACUCUUCUCUACAAAUAUAGACUCCGUUCCCUACCACAGCCUUAUAGUUCUGCCCCAGAGACAAGUAUGAAUACCACAGACAAUGGUGUCAACUGCCUGUGUGCCAUCUGUGGGGACAGAGCAACAGGAAAACACUAUGGGGCAUCGAGCUGUGACGGGUGCAAGGGUUUCUUCAGACGCAGCAUUCGCAAGAGUCACAUUUAUUCUUGCAGGUUCAGUCGACAAUGUGUUGUUGACAAGGACAAAAGGAACCAAUGUAGAUAUUGUCGAUUAAGAAAGUGUUUUAGAGCGGGAAUGAAAAAAGAAGCUGUGCAAAAUGAACGUGAUAGAAUAAGCACCAGAAGAAGCACAUUUGACGGCAGCAACAUCCCCUCCAUUAACACACUGGCACAAGCUGAAGUUCGGUCUCGCCAGAUCUCAGUCACAAGCCCUGGGUCAAGCACUGACAUAAAUGUUAAGAAAAUUGCAAGUAUUGGUGAUGUCUGUGAAUCUAUGAAACAGCAGCUCUUAGUCUUGGUGGAAUGGGCUAAAUAUAUUCCUGCCUUCUGUGAAUUACCAUUGGAUGAUCAGGUGGCAUUGUUGAGAGCUCACGCAGGGGAACACUUACUGCUUGGAGCUACAAAGAGAUCCAUGAUGUAUAAAGAUAUUUUGCUUUUGGGAAACAACUACGUUAUUCACCGCAACAGCUGUGAAGUUGAGAUUAGCCGUGUGGCCAAUCGGGUUCUAGAUGAGCUGGUUAGACCAUUUCAAGAAAUCCAGAUUGAUGACAAUGAGUAUGCUUGUUUAAAGGCAAUUGUAUUUUUUGAUCCAGAUGCAAAAGGGCUAAGCGAUCCAAUAAAAAUUAAGAACAUGCGAUUUCAAGUGCAGAUCGGUUUGGAGGACUACAUCAAUGAUCGGCAGUAUGACUCCCGGGGCAGGUUUGGAGAGUUGCUUCUGCUCCUGCCCACACUGCAGAGCAUCACUUGGCAAAUGAUUGAGCAAAUACAGUUCGUUAAACUAUUUGGGAUGGUUAAAAUUGACAACUUACUUCAGGAAAUGUUACUAGGUGGGGCUUCCAAUGAUGGUAGUCAUCUCCAUCAUCCAAUGCAUCCACAUUUGUCUCAAGAUCCAUUAACAGGACAAACUAUACUUUUAGGUCCCAUGUCAACACUGGUUCAUGCAGACCAGAUCUCAACUCCUGAAACCCCACUCCCUUCCCCACCACAAGGCUCUGGGCAAGAACAGUACAAAAUAGCUGCAAACCAAGCAUCAGUCAUUUCACACCAGCAUCUCUCCAAACAAAAGCAAUUGUGAAAAUGUGUUUACUUCAGAACGGCACUACAUAAAUGUGAAAAGUUGUUGGUCUUGAAAUAUCUCAGGAUAGUACUUUUGGCAAACUCUUAGCCAAGCCUUCUCCAUGGUGCUGUUAUAAGAUGGUGUCCUAUUUUCUUGUUUAUAUGUUCAUUCUGUUUGUUGUUGCUACUAUGUAAAACUUUCACCUACAACCAAUGUAUAGCUGAGUUUGAAGAUGUUUAUAUAGGGUAUUUUUUCCAACUGCUCCUACACUGUGCCUGAACCAACUGAAUCUUAUGUAUGACUUUCAUUUGUUUUAUUAAUGUUAAUUUAAAUCUGUAAAUAAUUGCUUCAUUGUGAUGUGAUGCAGAACAAAGUGUUCAUAUUUGACUGAGAAUAGUAGAUCAGAACCAGUUUAAUAUCAAAUGAGCUAAGUUUUUAAAAAUAAAUUAUAAACUUGCAAAUUAGAAAAAUAAAGCAGUUCCUGUAGAAUAGGCUGUAUCUUUUUCAAGAAGGAUUUUUUAGGGACACUCUGUGGCAAAGAAGCAACUUUUUGUUUUACAGUUAAAUAUUCCUAUCUUAAGAUUAGAAAAUUAUAAAAAGCCAUUCCAAGGAUGACUGGAUAUUUUUUGAAAUCUGACUUUAUCUGAAGAUGUGUGUUAAGCUAAAACAUGUUGGGUUUCUCAGUUAGGAUACAGGGUAAAUUGUAGCAAAGAAACCCCUAAAACAGUGACUCAACCAAUAGAGGCACCUAUGUAUUUUUCCUGACUUAGAAAUAGUUAUCCAUUGACUAGAAAUUAGCAUAUGCCCACAGCUGGUCCCCAGAGUGGCCAGGAGAAUUAUCUAUAGGUGCAAAGCCUGUGUCAGCCAAAGCCAUGCCACUCUGAGUUAACAGAUUCUGUGGACAAGCUAGCCAUCUACCACCCAUUUUCCUCAUUUAGUCCUCACAAUAACACUUUAGGGAAGAUAUCAUUAUCUCUCUUUUAUAAAUAAGGGAAACUUUAGCUUGAGGGUUUAAGGAACAUAACCAAAGUUCAUAAACAUAACGAAUAAGAAAACCACAUUCAAGCCCAGGUCUAGUUGCCUUUAAUGAAUCUUUGCUGUGGAAUGAAAAUGUGAACUUCUUUCUCAUAGUGGGCUUUUUAAAUAUACACAGUUGAGUGAUGAUUGGAUACUAUUCAUCAUGUUGCCUAUCAUAUGUAUUUACAGAUAAGCACUGAGUAUAAAAUUGUUGCGGCUUGAAUAAAAAACUACUUUUGUAGUUUUAACAAGUCAUCAGAAACAGUAAAAGAUUCACCAGAUAGAUUUUGAUGAAAACAAAAACAAAGUAAAAUAACUGGCUUAGCAGAUUUUUUAAAAUCCAGCAGCCCAGGGAUGUACCGAAUGUCAAAUUCUAGACUGAGGAGUACAGUUUAUUGGAGGCUUGACCUCUCUGAUAUCACCUAAAGCUGGAAUUUAUUUUAAAACAAAUUAAGCAUGGGCCACCUCAGGAGGCAGUGAUUCCUCUCUGGUUGAGGAGAAGGAAAAUUGGAAAAACUGGUUGAGUAAUUAUCAAUAAUAUAUAUUUUUAAAGAGAAUCCUAAGUUGUAAAAGAUUAAAUUAAAUAAUCUGUCUCAGGACUUUUAAAAAUAGCUAAGAUUAUGAUGUCAUAUCUCCUACUUACCCUAUAAGUAAAAAGGUUAUAGUAAUAUUAAGUAACUUAUUGGCUCGUAAAGUAAAAUUGAACUCUUAAAGUAGAAAAAUGAUUAUUAAAAUGCUAUCAUUGAUUUAAUACGUUUAAUAUAAUUCCUGCAAGACCUAGUACCCUUGUGAAGCUGUAAAAUAUAUCAAGUAGGGGGAGUUUUUUAACUUUUAUUUUUUGAAAAUUUACUGUAGUUUCUAUUUCAUGAAUAAGAAUGUUAUCUUUUAUAGAUUUUCAUUUACUUUUUUGGGGGAUUCCCUUAGAAGAUAUUAAAAAACAUACUGCCUUGGUCUGUGCAAGCUGCUGUAACAAAAUACAAUGAACUGGGUAGCUUCUAAACAACAGAAAUUUAUUUCUCACUGUUAUCAAUGGUGGGAAGUCCAAGAUUAAGGAAUCAGCAAAUUAGGCCUCUGGAUCAUACACAGCAUCUUCUAGCCUGUGUCCUUACACAUGAAAAGAACAAGGUAGUUCUCUCAGGUCUCCUUAAUAAAGGUACUAAUCCUCAUGACUGAAUCAGCCCCCAAAUGCCCCACCUCUUAAUACCAUCACUCUGGGGACUAGGUGUCAGCACGUGAAUUUUGGAAAAAACAAACGUUCAGAAAAUAGCAAAUGCCUUUAAAAUAUAAAAGAUAAAAUCCACUUUUAUUGAACCCUGUAAUUUAUUCAUGUAUAUUUACUAAACAGCUAUGUCUUUGAAAUUAUUAGUGAUGAUUCUGCUUCAAUAACUAUGGUCAGGGAAUUUAUAAUAUUAUAUUUUUAUAUAUUGAACUGCCAAAGAUGCUGGAAAAAAGGAACUGAUGUUUUCAAAAUAUAUUCAAAAUAUUGAUAAGGGAAGUUAUUGCUUUUAUAUAGUACACAACUUUUUUCAGGUAAUAGAAAUGGAUAAUUUAUUGUGAAAUAAAAAUUCAUUUUAUAAAUGUAAAAUUAUUUUUUAUAAAUUUUACUGUUGGAAAUCAAAAAUUAGUAGAUUUUUUACAAUGUUAAAUUAAAGUGAGAUUAAAGUAUUUCUAAACCGUGACACCAUGUUUGUUUCACUAAACUUUCUAAAUAAAAACUGAG
Messenger RNA from Sapajus apella (tufted capuchin), 5626 nucleotides. It is a transcript of the gene HNF4G, whose product is annotated as hepatocyte nuclear factor 4 gamma. Gene Ontology annotation, biological process: anatomical structure development; regulation of transcription by RNA polymerase II; cell differentiation. The record is from RefSeq and is a predicted model, not a curated record. The coding region runs from base 1681 to 2907 and encodes 408 amino acids. The transcript has 10 exons. Gene Ontology annotation, molecular function: zinc ion binding; RNA polymerase II cis-regulatory region sequence-specific DNA binding; nuclear receptor activity. NCBI's taxonomy places the organism in Eukaryota, Metazoa, Chordata, Mammalia, Primates, Cebidae.